Molecule: messenger RNA, 1273 nt
Organism: Drosophila simulans
Lineage: Eukaryota; Metazoa; Arthropoda; Insecta; Diptera; Drosophilidae
Product: tachykinins
Exons: 4
Coding region: 213-1106 (297 amino acids)
Source: RefSeq, a predicted model, not a curated record
UUAUCCUUCUGCCGCUUUUAUAAAGGUCCGUUGUCGCUUCGAUCUGUCGCUCAGUUGUUGCAUACUUCUCGGCGCGUUCGGUACGCGAGCAUUUGGACAAACAGUUAGAUAGAACUGAAAGUGAAAGAUAUUUCCCAAGCGAAUUGGCUCUAUUUUUCGCUUUUCCAGCAGCGCAUCGAUUUCCACGCCCGCCUAAAAGCUCGCCACAUCCAAUGCGCCCUCUGAGCGGUUUGAUAGCGGUGGCGCUGCUGCUGCUGCUCCUGCUGACGGCACCAUCGAGUGCGGCGGACACGGAGACGGAGUCCUCCGGCAGUCCACUGACGCCCGGCGCCGAAGAGCCACGCCGAGUGGUGAAGCGUGCGCCCACGUCCAGCUUCAUUGGGAUGCGUGGCAAGAAGGACGAGGAGCACGACACCUCGGAGGGUAACUGGCUGGGAUCGGGACCCGAUCCGCUGGACUACGCCGACGAGGAGGCGGACAGCAGCUACUCGGAGAACGGGCGGCGACUGAAGAAGGCACCGCUGGCCUUUGUGGGCCUGCGUGGCAAGAAGUUCAUACCGAUCAACACCCGCCUGUCCGAUGUCCUGCAGAGCCUCGAGGAGGAGCGCCUGCGGGAUAGCCUGCUGCAGGACUUCUUCGAUCGCGUGGCCGGGCGUGAUGGCUCAGUGGUGGGCAAGAGAGCGCCCACCGGAUUCACGGGCAUGCGAGGCAAGCGGCCCGCCCUGCUGGCCGGAGACGAUGACGCGGAGGCGGACGAGGCCAUGGAGCUGCAACAGAAGCGGGCGCCGGUCAACUCCUUUGUGGGGAUGCGCGGCAAGAAGGACGUCUCGCACCAGCACUACAAGCGGGCAGCUCUCUCCGAUUUCUGGCACACUUUCUUUAAAAAGUCCUAUGACUUGAGGGGAAAACAGCAGCGCUUCGCGGACUUCAACAGCAAAUUUGUGGCGGUGCGUGGCAAGAAGAGCGAUCUGGAGGGCAACGGAGUCGGGAUUGGAGAGGAUCAUGAGCAGGCUCUGGUGCAUCCAUGGCUCUACCUGUGGGGAGAAAAGCGAGCGCCCAAUGGAUUCCUGGGAAUGCGAGGCAAACGGCCAGCACUUUUCGAGUAGGCGAUGUUGAGCGAUUUGAAAGAUCUUGAUGGAAGUUCCUCUUAGAGCUACAAAACUAGGAAAUGCGAAAGUAGAUGGACGCCGGAGACCGGGAGAGCAGAUUUGGAAACAGAUUGGAUCACAAGAGUGUUUCAAAUAAUCGCUGGGCUGGAGAUUAUUUCAAACAC